Molecule: messenger RNA, 3227 nt
Organism: Erpetoichthys calabaricus (reedfish)
Lineage: Eukaryota; Metazoa; Chordata; Cladistia; Polypteriformes; Polypteridae
Exons: 17
Coding region: 196-2328 (710 amino acids)
Cellular component (GO): precatalytic spliceosome
Molecular function (GO): double-stranded RNA binding; single-stranded RNA binding
Source: RefSeq, a predicted model, not a curated record
GUUGCCCAGCGGAGGGUUACUUUUAGAUCGACAUCUAAGUGUUGUAUGACUGCUAAAGUAGAAGGUGUGAUAUUUUGCUUAUUAAAUGCGUACUCAUUACUAACAGAUGUAUCUUCAUGUUUAAUUGAAACUAACAACCUGAAGAAAACGAUUAUUGUUGUAGGAGUCGAAACCGCAGUUGGAGCGUGAACUACAAUGGCGGAUGUGAGCGAGCAAGAGAAUACUACUAAUGAAUCUGCUCUGGAAGAGGACAGUGAGCAGCAAAAGAAACUUAAAGUAGAGGAGGUUGCUGCAAUAGAGAACCUGGAUUUACUGGGUGAAAAAAGCACAUACAAAGAUGCUGGAGAUGCAUAUACUAAAGAUGUUGAAGAAUCUGACUUUGCUAGUAAUUUGGAGUCUGUGUCUCCAACAGUGCCAGCCAAGGAAAAUAGGCCUCGGUGUGAGCAUUGUAAUAUAUCAUGCUCUAAUGAAACCCAGUAUAUAUGUCAUAUGAUGGGACAGAAGCACAGAAAGAAAAUGAGAGAACUUGGGUUGCUUGCAUCGAAUGAAGAGGAAAUGACCAACCGAAAAGCCUUGGAGGAGUAUGUUUUGAACCCUGAACGUACUGAACCUAUAAUUGGACUACAAUACCUAACUGAAUAUCGGAGCCCUGGAAAUCAACAUUCCUCCUACCUGUGUACACUCUGUGAUGUCCGUUCAUGCCUGGAUAUAAUUUUUCAUGUCACUGGUGCAAAGCAUCGGCAUAAUUAUCUGAAAAAGAUGCAUCCAGAUUUGAUUCCCCUUGAAGAGCAAGAGGCUGGACUUGUGAAGAUGCAUUCGUUGUUGAAAGAAAAAGCAGAAAUGAUUGAAUGCAAGGAGGGUUGUGGAGAAGUGAAGGUGCAGAUAUUUGAGAAGCCCAAAGAACUUUUACGAAAACCGGGAAAUACAAGUGAAGUUAAAAAGGAAGAACCUCAAGAAAAAACUAAGUGUAAAGACACUUCUGCUGAAAAACGUGAAGUUAAAAAGGAAGAACCUCAAGAAAAAAAUAAGUGUAAAGACACUUCUGCUGAAAAACGUGAAGUUAAAAAGGAAGAACCUCAAGAAAAAACUAAGUGUAAAGACACUUCUGCUGAAAAACGUGUUGUUGCCAUGCCAAGCAUUGGUUCUGUUGGUCAGCUGGUUAAGCAAAUGCAAACCAGUCCACGUUUUCUUAACCCCACAACAGUUAAUCCUAAAAGCAUGCACUCUUUGAUGGAUCUGAAAAUAGAAAAACCUUCAUCACUUGGGAAGAGGAGAGGUGCUCCAAAUGAUUUUUCUUACAGUGAGGAUAGUCUAAGGCCAUUACCUGAGGAGAGUUUAAGUGAUUUUUUUCCAGGUAAUUACGCUGAAAAUGUAAGCCUGUAUCCUGGUGGUAGAUUCAGUGAGAGUACUCCUGAAGAUUUUGAAAGGCUACGUCUGAGUGAUAAAACAAGAUUCAGUGAGUCAAGCCCAUGGGGACAAUUCAGAGAAGGCAUUUCAGACAGAACAUACCAAGAGAAUUAUCAGUCAGAUCUUACUGGAAGCAGAUUACACCAGAGACAACCUCAUUUACAUGAAAAUAUUGCACAGAGGAGAUACAAUGAUGAAGAUCCCUACAUCAGAGAAAGAUGGUUAUAUGAGGAGAAUCCAACAGAAAGGCUAUAUGAUGAUCCAGCUGCUUUGCAAAGAAGGCGGAUUCAUGAAGAAUCUCCAGAUCGUUGGGCAUUUAGCACUGAAGGCACAUAUACUGACUACACUAGCCGAUGGAAAUCGAGCCAAUAUGAAAGUAGCAAUCAAAGAUAUGACUUGAAUGUUCCAUCCCGAAAAAGGCCACUGCUUGAUCACACAUCGCCAGUCAUGAAUCCUAGUAUAAGCACUAAGUCUCCUGAUACUAGUGUGGUUCUGGCUGUUGCACAGAAACUUGCCCAAAAACUUUUAGAGUAUGAAGUAAAAUCCAAGCAAGAAGCUUUCAUGGAAGAGAACUCCAACCAAAUGGUUUUACGUGACCAUGUCUCUCCAGAACCUUUUCCUUCUAGGCCAUAUGUUCGAGUAAGGUUGGAUUAUGACAAACCAGAAACGGGCCAUGGUGAUUAUUUAAUGAAAGAUGUGCAAUUUUCACAGAGGCCAUCCUCUUUGUCCAGUUCCUCUUACACUAGAAGCAGCCUUUUUUCAGGUUCUUGGAGAGAUGAGAAUCCUUCUGCUUUGCCCAGGGAAAAUUUCUCCAGAUUUUCUUCGGAAUGGAAUAGCUUGGCAACCAGACCCUUGGAAUCCUCUGCAUCCAGUCGAGAAAUGGAAGUAUUUCAUAAAUCCUGGUCACAAGGAUAUAAAUAACUUGCAGUGUAAAUAGUGGGUAUAUUUUUCCCCAUCUUGCUAUCAGCCAUUGAAUUUCUGUUUUUGUUUUUAAUCACAUUUUUUGAAAACCUGAAUAGCAGCCCAACAGAUACAACUGUUUAAUCCUGUUCUCUGUUCCCCUGUUUCAUGAAAAACCAAAUUGAGUUUUUAUAUGCGCUAAACUUUUGAAUAGUUAAAAAGUAAUAAAUAGAGUAAUGUGAAACACUGAUGGUUCUGUUGUAGAAGAGACAUUUGACUUUGAGUAAAUCUUGGGUCACACCUUACAAAGAAAUGAUUAAACAUUUGUUUAUGGCAAUGUUUUUAUAAUAUACCUUGGUAAAAAAAAUUUAAUAAAAGAAAUCAAGCUCAAAAGGUCAGUUGACUGUACUUUACGGUAAAUAUUUCUGCAAAUUUGAUAAAACCAGGGGCUUCUUUCAGCAUACAUUUUGAACUCGAUCUCAUAGCUUAUUAAUAAAUAUUUGGUAUGUGGCAUUGAUAUUACUUCUAAAGCUCCAAGUUAACAUUUUUCACUGUGCUAAAUCUUGAUAACCUGUUUAGCAGUUAUUGCAUAUUGGUAGGUCAAAAAGAAGAGGCAGUUUUUUGAAUACCUCAAUAAAAUGCAACUUAAUUUUUUAGUGGUUUUCAACAUGGUCUCAUUAAGUCUAUAAAAAGAUCUUGCAUCAUUACUUGAGCUUAAUGCCAUCUAAGAAAAAUAUUUUAAUACAUAAUUUUUGCUUUUUGUCUAGAAUGGCCUUCAUUAAGCACAUUUAUUCUCAUUGUUGCACAUUUUAAUUUCACAUUAAUUCAACUGUUGUAGUCUGUACUGUACAUUUGGGGUGUAUUUGAGUACAGGGUAGUGGUUUCAUAUAUUCAGACUUACCUAAAAGUGUACCAUGAAU